Molecule: messenger RNA, 2159 nt
Organism: Penaeus indicus
Lineage: Eukaryota; Metazoa; Arthropoda; Malacostraca; Decapoda; Penaeidae
Product: UPF0389 protein GA21628-like
Exons: 3
Coding region: 123-629 (168 amino acids)
Source: RefSeq, a predicted model, not a curated record
GUACGUGCCAGAUGUCAGAGGACGGCGGCCGAGGGGACCUUUCUUCACGCGAGGAGGACACCAGCAAGGUAUUCACUCUCGAGAGCUCGAGGAGGAAGGUGUCCUAAGCUGAAGAGAUAAAGAUGGCGUUGCGAGGAACACUGGCGAGACUGCCUGCCCUGAGGACUUUGAGCACAAGUCCGAGAAUGCUUGCCGUUCCUGCCAGGCAGACCCACAGCACGGAGGACAGGCGCAAGGAUAUGAUUAUCCAGGCUGCCCCCGUCGCUGCGGCUGCGUGUGGUAGUGCCAUCCCUGUGGGAAGACUGGGACUGAGAGAUCAUCAUGUUAACAGACUGGAAAAAUACUUAUUGGUUUGGGGCGGAAAGUACAAGAAUGUUGAAGACGUUCCCGACUUGGUGAGCCAAGAUUCCUUGGAACGUGCACGCAACAAGGCAAGAAUCAAGAUCAACAUCUGGAUGGGCGUCGCCACCCUGCUCGGCUGCGUCUACAUGAUCUGGUCGGGCAAGAAGGCUCACCGGGAAGGCCAGAGUCUCCUGAACAUGAACGUGGAGUGGCACAGGAGAGUCAACGAGGAGGCGAGGCUGGCCAGAGAGAGACAGGGGCGUUUGAAUGAGAUGCCACAGCUGUAGAGAGGGAAUCUGUGCACGCUAGGCGAUGCUGAUUUGAUUUUUGGUUUGUUUCGUCAAGUUGGGAGAUUGGGAGACUCAUUUCCCUAUAUUUUCAGUUUUGGAAGUUAUGUUGAAAGAAGGAGAUGAAGAGUGGUGGAUCUGGGUUUGUGUUUCUGGUUGUUUUGUGGAGUUGAGGAAAGGCAGUUAGAGAAGAGAAUGCUCUGCAGAAUAACCUUUCCAGUAGUGGGAAAAGUGUCGUAUUUCCUAAAUAACCGUUGGAGAUUUUUUAUAUACAUAGCAUAUGAAACAGUGCUUUGCAGGCGUGAUCAUAUGACCCAACCAAUGACAAAACUAGGUUUGUCUACAGUUUAAUGGGCUUUGUUAGAGGAAAAACCAUCUUGGUCUUGAUUUAUUCACCUUCAUUCCUCCCAUCAAUUGACAGGAUAUUAUUCACAGGAAAGUCUGAAGAAGAGUAUCCACAGUCAAGUAAACCCUAGUAACCUCAUUACAACAGUGACAUUCCUUACCAACUGCCCCUAACAAGGUACGUUGUGGUGAACUGGUCAUUGAGGAACACAGAGACGAUGCCUUACGAUGGACCAGCACAAUUCGGAGAAGCGUGUGUGUGUUCAGAAUGCGAUUUCACGUAGGCUUAAUACACUCACGACUUCCUGUCAAGAGGCCCAGUCACUGCAUUCUCCCUCACCUCAGAGACCAAGUCUAGAUGCUAGUUCUCACACCGAAGACCAUGAUCGGGGUUUUAGUGUAAGCUUUAUUGCAAGCAGCUUAAUUUUACAGAGGAAGUGUGCAGUCCUCUGUUUAUUAUCACAACGCGAGACUAAAAUGGUGUGUGUUGUGGUUGAUACUUGGUUUUGUGCAACCGAAUACCAACUGGAUUUACUAUCGCCAUCAACCACCUCCGUUGCCUUCGAGAAAGUCAAAUUCUACCAUGUACUGUUUCAAGUCUUCUAGUGUUUAGAAUAAGGAGAUAUUUUUAUAAUCUUUAAAAUUAUGAGCGUUUAAAAAAAAAAUAAUUCAAACCUCAUAAAAAAAGGUAAAAAAAGAAAAUAAUUACAUCUGUAUGAAUUUAAGCUUGGCAUACUGUGGUGUGCUAGAAGAGAACAAGAGACCGAGAAAGAUAACUUGCUCUCAACAUAUCAUUUUUUUGCUGACAUUUCUUUGUCCGAGUUGGAUGGGGAUCAGCAGAAUGUAUUUUUUCACAUUAGUCUGUCUUUUCAGAGAGACUAUCUUAGGAAGUGUAAGGAAGUGAAACAUAUUUUGUCGGCAAGGGAGGACUAAUGGUAAUGAUUAAAAUUAAGAUAUUGUGCUUCUUUAUUAUAUGGAGUCACUUCCGAUGACGCCAGGACAAUAUUACGUAGGACUGUGUGGAAAUCUGUUUAACAAGAAAACGUCGAUUUAAAGAGAAGAAAACUUUACAAUAUGUUUAUAGGUGUAUAGAGUAUUGUGAAUUUCCAUUUUAAAACAUGUACUUUCUUCCGGCGACCCUUAAGACAAUAAUAAAUAACAUCGUGUAUUUUGGUAUAAUGAUAA